Silurus meridionalis is the source of this 1854-nucleotide messenger RNA. It is a transcript of the gene elovl1b, whose product is annotated as ELOVL fatty acid elongase 1b. Gene Ontology annotation, biological process: fatty acid elongation, monounsaturated fatty acid; very long-chain fatty acid biosynthetic process; fatty acid elongation, saturated fatty acid. NCBI's taxonomy places the organism in Eukaryota, Metazoa, Chordata, Actinopteri, Siluriformes, Siluridae. Gene Ontology annotation, molecular function: fatty acid elongase activity. Gene Ontology annotation, cellular component: endoplasmic reticulum; endoplasmic reticulum membrane. The transcript is spliced from 8 exons. The record is from RefSeq and is a predicted model, not a curated record. The coding region runs from base 384 to 1346 and encodes 320 amino acids.
UUUCCUGCUCCUUGUGCAUACACAUAGUUGCUUCCUCCCUCUCUCGCUCUCACCCUCUCUCGCGCUCCCUCUCUCUCUCUCUCUCUCUCUGAGGCAGUUAUUCAUCUACGGAGUGAGUCAGGGAGGGCGGAGUUUCAGAGGCCAGCAGUACCAGUCACCCUGUUGAAUCUCACUUUUUUCCUCUCCCUCUCUCAACUUCUCCUUUCUCUCUUUCUCUCUCUCUGUCUCUCCCUCUCUCUCUCUUUCAGCACUCUGUGUAACCGUUCAGGCCGUGUUUUACAUCUAACCUGGGGGAGCAGUAGAACUCGGAGUCUCCGCAGCAGCCUCUUUGUGGAAGCUUAAAGAUUUUGCACUAGCCCGAGGUACUUCAGACGUCUGCGAAAAUGCUGGAGACGGCCCGAGACAGAGUGCUGGACAUGUAUGACAAACUCUUAAAAAUGAGAGACCCACGGCUGAGCGGAUACCUGCUGAUGGAGAGUCCCGUCAGCAUGUCGGCCAUUCUGCUCGGCUAUCUCUUCUUCGUACUGUACGCGGGCCCUCGAUUAAUGGCCAAACGCAAACCCUUCGAGCUGAAAGGGCUCAUGAUCGUCUACAACUUUUGCUUGGUUUUUCUGUCUAUCUUCAUUGUAUAUGAGUUCCUGAUGUCAGGAUGGGCUACAACAUAUACGUGGAGGUGUGACCCCUGCGAUUACUCCGACAGCCCUCAGGGACUCCGGAUGGUCCGAGUGGCCUGGUUGUUCCUCUUCUCGAAGUUCAUCGAGCUCUUUGAUACGGUGUUUUUUGUGCUGCGUAAGAAACACGGUCAGAUUACGUUCCUGCACAUCUUCCACCACUCCUUCAUGCCCUGGACCUGGUGGUGGGGCGUCAGCAUUGCUCCUGGUGGAAUGGGCUCGUUUCAUGCCAUGAUCAACUCUGUGGUCCAUGUGAUCAUGUACUUCUACUAUGGCCUCUCUGCUGCAGGACCACGAUUCCAGAAAUACCUCUGGUGGAAGAAAUACAUGACAGCCAUCCAGCUGGUGCAGUUCGUCCUGGUGUCCCUUCACGCCACGCAGUAUUACUUCUUGACCAGCUGUGAUUACCAGGUGCCAGUGUUCCUCAACCUCAUCUGGGUGUACGGCACCUUCUUCUUCAUCCUCUUCUCCAACUUCUGGUACCAAGCCUACGUGAAGGGCAAGAGGCUGCCCAAAAGUACCGAACAGCCCAAAAAAGGCAAGUCGAGCAUCAACGGCCGCAUCAGCGUCCCGAACGGAGCCUCGCUACUGGCCAACGGCAACGGCGUCCAUCACGAGAACGGCUUGUCCAACGGCAAGAAGCAUUACGAGAACGGUAAGAUGAAGAAAGCCUAACGUCCGAGAGAGAAGAACGUCCAAAACGAAUGACCGCGAGUGCCUGCAUUUAAAAACGCCAUGGAUUCCAAAGAGUGUUUUGGGACUUUUUUUUUUUUCUUGUUUAUUUCGCAGUUUUACGAUGCACAAAUACAUGGGGAGAUGAAUAAAUCUGGGAUCCCUGUUUUUUUUUUUUUUUUGAUGAUUGUUAUUAAUUUGAAUUGUUAAUCUAUAGAAAAAAAAAUUCCGAGCACAAUAAUAUGAAGAGAAGAGAUUUAAUGACUGGUUGUGUUCUUCACUGAUGAUGGUGCUCACCUUGUCAUGAGUGAACGCACUCCUCAGACUCCCACACGGCACUGUACAUUUCUCUUAAGACAACCUGAGCUCCAGCUGUAAAUACUGUAGGUUUACUUUACUGUCAGAACUAAUGGGACGGAGAAGGUUCUACGUUUAGUUUUUUUGUUCGUUUCGUUUUGUUACUGAAUUAUAUUGACUUGAAAAUAUCAAAAUAAAUUCCACUUAAAAAUGA